AUGCCCAAACCGGAUGCGUCAGCUACAGAACUGAACACGUUCGCCGUGAAGCUUCAGAACGUUGUCUAUGUGCUGAAAACCAUAGACAAGCGUGGAUUUCUGUACAACCCACUGCUGGCUCGAGAAGUACUUGACAAGUUGAGCCCGCACAUCCAGUCCCGCUGGUGCGACUACGCCGCAGAUCACGAAGGAACAGCUGCCCCAGAGAUCGUCGUGCUAUCACGCUUCCUUAUGCGCGAGGCCGACAGAGCACUGCGCUAUAUGUACUCGCCCGCCGCAACGACGAGGAGAGAAGUAAGACCCGCGAUAGUGAAGAGGAAGCGCUGGAACAUGGUGCGAGAGAAAGGAGUGUGCUUCCGAUGCGUCGAGAAACGACACCGACGCCAAUUUUGUAAGGCGAAGCUGUGCGGCGUGAACCAAUCGCCGCCCACACCACCCUACUCUGCACGAGAAACCGAGUCAACCCAUUGCGCAGCCUGCAGCACCCCCACAACGCCGCCCUCAGUGACCCCACCGAACGCGCCGAAGCACCACGAGUCCGUGCUGUCACUGGGUACGCUACCACCGAAAGAGAAGGAAGUGCUGCUCAAAGUGGUUCCAGUCACUGUAACGGGACCACUGGGAAGUGUGGAGACACACGCACUGAUGGACGAGGGCGCCACAAUAACCCUCAUCGAUGAAGAACUGGCACAGCGCAUCGGAGCGGAAGGACCCUCAACACCGUUGCGCCUACAUGGAGUGAAUAUGACGCGACAAGAACAUCAACAACAACAUCAGAGCCGAACCGAAUACGAUUUCGUGUUCAGCGUGGACAUCAAAGACGGGGCGCCAGCAAUCAAACUGCCCUACAACAAGACUGAAGACCCCUGGGUCGCCGCGCAAGCCUUUAUACAUAAAAAUAAUUUACCUCAAGUAUAUCUUGACCAAGUAGCUAACUUCAUCGUCACAAACGCGAAAUUAGACACAUUGCCUGCUUCAAGCAACGGGUAUUCAGACCCAUUCACGGGUGAGUCCCGCUACGUACCGGGUACAGGGCCGGCGGGAGGUACCGGUCUGCCCCCUCCAUCAUCUACUGACCCGUUCACAGGCUCCGGAGCGUACACCACUUCGUCAGUCACCACUCAGCUGAGUGCUGGAGACAAACCGCUCAUACCACACGACGCUUAUAUCAGAUUCGAUCAAGCAAAUCUAAAGGCGAUCUACGACAAAUUAAAAGAAUUCAAUAGCAAAAUUGGAGAUGGUCUGGCCGCGUUUACCGACGAACAAUUAUCGAAUAUUGUUAAAUUAGGAGAAUUGAAUAGUUCAUACAGCCCCGAUUCUGUGUCGUGUUUAAAACAAAUGCUAGAAUGGCCAAAAGAAAUACUCUUUCCAGUGUUAGAUGUAACGAGACUGGCAGUUAGGAAUAAAGAAAUCAACGGAUUAAUGUUCGACUCUGCAUAUGGGCCCAAUUUUAUCAAAUAUCUACUCACUUUACUUACUCCAGAUAAUCUCCCAGCGAAUCAAAUGCUAGCUAUGCGAGUGCUCGUGAACGCGUUCAGCGACCUGCCCGGCGAGAUGCUAAUACUCGCAGCUAGAGAGAGCAUCAUUCAUACUAUCAUAUGCCUCAAUGAACUGAAUAAUAAUGGACAGAUCGCGGCGGCGUCCCUUCUGCUAAAUUUAUCUGUAGCUUUGGCGCAACAGUCUGAUAAUAUCGAGCUUGCAGACGCCCUAAUGCUACUUCUCAGCAGAGUCACCGACAACGAAGCUUAUUUCAGAGGCCUGGUAGCUCUCGGCACACUCCUAGCUGAAUCUCCAAACAAGCUACAAAUUCAAACAAAGAUUGUAUCCAACAAUCAACUACACAACCGACUGAAAAGAGACUGCACAAAUAACGACCCUAAUGUUAAGAAAAUCGCAGCUUGCUCCCAACAAAUUGUAAAGUUGUUAUGAAAUUAUUAUUAAAACACUCCUUUUUAUAUGAGCGUUGUUA
Molecule: messenger RNA, 1969 nt
Organism: Hyposmocoma kahamanoa
Lineage: Eukaryota; Metazoa; Arthropoda; Insecta; Lepidoptera; Cosmopterigidae
Gene: Plap
Product: phospholipase A-2-activating protein
Exons: 11
Coding region: 1-1929 (642 amino acids)
Biological process (GO): proteasome-mediated ubiquitin-dependent protein catabolic process; ubiquitin recycling
Cellular component (GO): nucleus; cytoplasm
Molecular function (GO): ubiquitin binding
Source: RefSeq, a predicted model, not a curated record